CCAGCUCGGACCCCAGUGCGAUAAGGAAUGUGGGGCUUAUCGCUGGACUUGAAUGGCAGAGAGGCCUUGGACAAGAUAAUCGAGGCUUCAAAAACUGCGGCGGCACCAACGAAUCAUCCUUUCAUUAGAACUUCAAAAUAUCGCCUCAGCUAUGCCCUGUUCAAGGACUCGGACAAGCAUUUGAUAUUAUGUCCAUCCAGGCGCACCACGCCCCAGCCCCUGAAGCAUAUCGUCGAUCUAUCGUCAUUCGUCUGCAAGCCUUCCCCAGCUCUGCUGCAGGAGUCCGAUAUCGAAGCUCGCCAUCUCGCCUUGUCAUACCCUGGCUGACAAGUCGAGCAUAUUAGCCCGAGAGAUCCGUAGAUGGACGUGCUGGAAACCGACGGGUUGAGCGUCUUCCAGAACCAAAAGGAUCCCACGCAUGGCCCUACCGAGGAUGUCAGGAUGCUGAUAUGUAGCGUGCUUCAAGAUCCCAAGCUGUUGCGAGAACUAACUCAGCCGAGGUAGGGUGUUCUCGUGUUGCUAUCCGUCGAAGGGGUGUUGUCUGGGUGACUUGUGUACCAUGAUGGUCCAACAACGUCACGAUAUCGGGUGCUGGAUGACCCAAGUAACCCCGUGUUUGCUUUUGUACACACACAGAGAGAGCCAUGGGCGUGAUCCGGAUCGUCAGCUUUUUCCUUGCCUCGCCCGCCUUGUUAUCAGCAAAUUCUGAUUUUCCUACCUCUUUUUCUCAGUUGGUGGCAAGUGAUAUAGGGGGUUUGAAUGGUUGGGAAACGGGUGCGGUUGACCGAGGAGGCAAGCUUCUUAGCCCGGUGGCACGGAGGGAAUCGGGGUAUAAGAUGGGUGUUCUCUUCAAGAAUAUGAAGACUUCUGUAGCCAGUGUUGCCAGCCAAGUUUAAGAUCUAUAAAAGCGGAUCCCUUCAUCACCCGUGCUUAAAAACAACCCUGUCUCCAUCUUCACCGUUGUCAAAACCACGACUCAACAUCAAAGGUACCACAAAGCCGUCUUCAGACUCUGGAGCUGCUUCAGCCAGCUAAUUAUCGUGUCCGGCAGUCCCGCAGUACCCAGCUCCCAGCAUGUCCAAUAAAUGGUGCGACCACAAGACUAAACAUGGGUGCACCGCCAUGGUCACUGCCGGUAUCGCACUUUGCGACCAUUGUCAGGAUGGACACUGCGGAUUCGCCGAUGGUCAGCAGACUUGAGGCAAUUUCAGGAGUCUGAACAGGUCUUGAAGAAUGGGUCAGUUGGGCCACCGUUUCGGGGACAUUUGGGGGAUGUUCAACAGAGUGUCUCGUUCUAAAAGCAGCUAUGUUGUCUAUUUGGAGCGUUUGUCGUUUUGUCAGCAUACAGGAGCGGCGUGUAGGUGGAAGGUCAUUGGCGAGAGACUUUGGUGCUCAAGGCUAUAGAGGGAUAUCUUGGAACUGGG
Messenger RNA from Podospora pseudocomata, 1424 nucleotides. RefSeq lists its product as uncharacterized. Lineage: Eukaryota; Fungi; Ascomycota; Sordariomycetes; Sordariales; Podosporaceae. The transcript has 2 exons. The record is from RefSeq and is a predicted model, not a curated record. Bases 28 to 327 code for a protein of 99 amino acids.